GGGGCGAAGGCAGACAUGGAGGAACUGAGCGCCGUGGGAGAGCAGGUUUUUGAUGCGGAAUGCAUCUUAAACAAACGAAUGAGAAAGGGAAAGUUGGAGUUUCUCGUCAAGUGGAGGGGAUGGUCAUCCAAACACAACAGCUGGGAGCCCCAAGAAAACAUCCUUGACCCGAGACUGUUGGCUGCGUUCAACAAGAAAGAGCAAGAAAAGGAGCUUCUGCUGCGUAAAAGAGGGAAGAGGCCCAGAGGACGGCCUCGGAAAAUCCUUGAAAACGUGCCCGAAGCUUCCAAGUCAAGCAGCUCCUCAUCUGGCUCGUCGUCGUCGUCCUCUGAUUCCUCGUCUUCGUGCUCCUCUUCCUCGUCGUCCUCAGAUGAUGAUGAUGAUGAUGAUGAUGACGACAGCCAAGUUAAACAAGUCAGCCCGGGCUUGAGAACGAGAGAUCUGAAUCCUGUCCCUCAGAAGAAGGCGCAGAUUGUCAUGGCGAAACAGGAGCCCCCAAAGAAACGAAGCAGAAAACCUUUGCCCUCCGAAGUAAAGGAGUUCCAGCAGAACAAGGGCCCUCACAAGACUGCCAAAGACUCCGAUAUUCCAGGAGCAAUCAAGAAGCCGGUUCACCCAGCCAGCUUUACCUUCAUGGGUUUCCACCGGGGCUCAGCCAGGGAUACAGUGGGUGGUCCAAACAGGAGUUCCCUCACCCAGGUUGGUGCUGUUAAAAACUCCAUGAGCCCCGUGGGAUCUGGCAGACCAUCAGUCCAGUCUGCCUCUCUGCCCCUGAACAAAGCCAGCCAAAGCAGAAAUGUCACUGAGGGUAAACUGUCUGUCUCCGGUAUGAGCAGCGGGACAAGCCUGGAUUUGAAAGCAGUUCCUAGUAAAUCAAAGGGCGUAGCAGCCUUGAAUCUGAAUACAUCCAAACACCCCAUUCAAGGAACCACUCAGCAUACACUAAGCUCCCCUAAUGGACAAAAGAAAGCUCAGGUCCCUGUGACGACAGUGCAGAGGACACCCAAUACUAAAACAGUGGCGUCCUUGCCAUCUAAUGUCUCCUCCAAUCAGGGCCUCCAGCCCCUCAACCUACAGAACAAACUGGUGCAAAGCAACGAUGUUCCUGGAAAUGGCACAGCACCAGUGUCAGGCCCCAGAAAUGCAGCAAACCCAGCACGGAAACCUACUGUGACACAAAAUCAGGAGUGUAAUCCUCCCAAGAGUCCUGCGACCCCUGGAAGAGUGCAGGCCAGAAAAACACAGCCCGGAGCUGACAAGGUCAGGGAGGUGAAUGAAAUCCAGACCUCAAGAGUCCAAAGCAGGCUGGAGAAGAGUGUCGUGCAUAAAUCCCCCACAGAGGUCCAGAGCCAGCAGGACAGAUCAGCCUCCAAAGAUGGCAAAAAAGCCAAAAUGAACGAGAUGAGCACAGGGGAAGAGGAAAGCAGCUCAGACUCCGACCAGGAUUCUCCCUAUGCUGGACGGGUGGCGGUCCAGAGCCAGGACUGGAAGCCUACGCGUAGUCUGAUUGAGCACGUGUUUGUAACGGAUGUCACCGCUAAUCUAGUUACUGUCACAGUCAAGGAGUCGCCGACCAGCGUGGGCUUCUUCAGCAUCCGCAACUGUUGAUUUGCCACGCUGCAGACCCGAAGCAAACAUGCUGCUUUCCCACUGACGGGGUGCCGGUGCUGGUGCCAGUAUUUGAACCGUUAGGCGGGUUUUCCACCGCGAACGCACUCGGUGCUCGUCUGAAAAACGGGUUCAACUCGGGC
This is a messenger RNA of Archocentrus centrarchus (flier cichlid), 1751 nucleotides long. RefSeq names its product chromobox homolog 2 (Drosophila Pc class) (gene cbx2). The record is from RefSeq and is a predicted model, not a curated record. Gene Ontology annotation, biological process: negative regulation of transcription by RNA polymerase II. Gene Ontology annotation, cellular component: PRC1 complex; heterochromatin. Lineage: Eukaryota; Metazoa; Chordata; Actinopteri; Cichliformes; Cichlidae.